Molecule: messenger RNA, 1572 nt
Organism: Cajanus cajan (pigeon pea)
Lineage: Eukaryota; Viridiplantae; Streptophyta; Magnoliopsida; Fabales; Fabaceae
Product: WD-40 repeat-containing protein MSI4
Molecular function (GO): protein binding
Source: RefSeq, a predicted model, not a curated record
GGGGAAGGGGAAGGGGUUAGUGUGUAAAGUAAAGUAAAAUGAAUGGAGAGUCAUCAUUGAUGGAAAGGGAGAUGAAGGAGAAAGCAAAGGGUUGUUGUUCGGUGGAAGAGAGGUACACUCAGUGGAAGUCCCUCGUUCCCGUUCUCUACGAUUGGCUCGCCAACCACAACCUCGUUUGGCCUUCUCUCUCUUGCAGAUGGGGCCCUCUACUGGAGGAAGCCACUUACAAGAACCGCCACCGUCUCUAUCUCUCCGAACAGACUGACGGCAGUGUUCCCAACACUCUCGUUAUUGCCAAUUGUGAGGUUGUUAAGCCCAGGGUUGCUGCUGCCGAACACAUCUCUCAGUUUAACGAGGAAGCGCGCUCUCCCUUUGUUAAGAAGCACAAAACUAUUCUACACCCUGGCGAGGUGAAUAGAAUCAGGGAAUUUCCACAAAAUAAUAGCAUAGUAGCCACUCACACGGAUAGUCCUGAGGUACUAAUUUGGGAUGUUGAAACUCAACCAAAUCGUCAUGCCGUUCUGGGGGCAGCCACUUCCCGUCCAGACCUGGUAUUAAAGGGCCAUAAGGAUGAUGCUGAAUAUGCUCUGGCUAUGUGUCCCACUGAGCCCUUUGUUCUUUCUGGAGGGAAGGACAAGUGUGUGGUUUUAUGGAGUGUUCAUGAUCAUAUUUCAACUUUAGCAGUAGAAGCAGAUUCCGAUGAUAAACAGGGCUCUAUAAUUGGGGGCAAUAAUGAGAAAGGUAAAGAAAACUCUUCUAUUGGACCAAGAGGCAUUUACGAGGGACACACAGACACUGUUGAGGAUGUGCAAUUUUGCCCAUCAAGUGCACAAGAGUUCUGUAGCGUAGGUGAUGAUUCUCGCCUCAUACUCUGGGAUGCACGAGUUGGAUCUGCUCCAGUUGUUAAGGUUGACAAGGCGCAUCGCGGGGAUCUUCAUUGUGUUGAUUGGAGUCCUCAUGAUAUAAAUUUUAUCCUGACUGGUUCUGCUGAUAAUACAAUUCACAUGUUUGAUCGUCGGAAUCUUAAAAGUGGCGAAGUUGGAUCACCUGUUUAUAAAUUUGAAGGUCAUGAUGCACCAGUCCUCUGUGUACAGUGGAAUCCUGAUAAGUCGUCUGUGUUUGGAAGUGCUGCUGAAGAUGGCAUUGUAAACAUCUGGGAUCAUGACAAGGUUGGUAAAACAACAGCAGAUUCUGCCGAUUCAACAUCCCCUGGUUUAUUCUUUCGACAUGCUGGGCACAGGGACAAGGUUGUUGACAUCCACUGGAAUGCAUCUGAUCCAUGGACAAUUGUUAGUGUCUCCGAUGAUUGUGAAAGUAGUGGUGGAGGUGGCACCCUACAGAUAUGGCGGAUGAUGGAUCUAAUAUAUCGACCAGAGGAGGAGGUGCUCGAUGAGCUGGAAAAGUACCAUUCUCAUAUUUUUGAAUGCAACUCAUGACAUUUCGUAAAAACUGCAACAUUUACUAAUGCCAGGAUCGAGUAGAAUGUUACUGUUAAAAGAAGAUACUUAAAUAGAAGGAUAAAUUCAGUUCUUGCUUUUCAUGUUCUUCAAUCAAAAUUGGUAUUUUAGUUCA